Dovyalis caffra is the source of this 660-nucleotide messenger RNA. The record is from the annotation of a GenBank genome assembly. NCBI's taxonomy places the organism in Eukaryota, Viridiplantae, Streptophyta, Magnoliopsida, Malpighiales, Salicaceae.
AUGUUCCACAUUGUUAUCAAUGGCUGCAACGAUGUGAGAAUUCAAAGAGUUAGGGUUAGUGCUUCUGAAAAAAAUCCGAAUACCGACGGCAUUCAUGUACAAUUGUCAAGCAAUGUCGCAAUCUUGAACUCCAAGAUCGGAACCGGCGAUGAUUGUGUCUCAAUUGGUGCCGGCACAACAAACUUGUGGAUUGAAAAUGUUGUGUGUGGCCCUGGCCAUGGAAUCACAUUGGAGUUUGGGGUGCAGAAUGUGAGAGUUAAAACCCGUACAUUUAUUGGCACUCAAAAUGGGUUGAGGAUCAAGUCUUGGGGAAGACCUAGCAAUGAUUUUGUUAGGAAUGUGCUUUUCCAGCAUGCUAUCAUGACCAAUGUUCAGAAUCCCAUUAUUAUUGACCAAAACUACUGCCCUGACAGCAAAAAUUGCCCUGGCCAGGCUUUUCUAGUUAAAAUCAGUGAUGUGACAUACCAAGACAUACAUGGAACAUCAGCAACGCAGGUUGCAGUGAAAUCUGAGUGUAGUAAAAAGUUUCCUUGCACUGGGAUCAAAAUGGAGGAUGUGAAGCUCACUUUCAACAAUCAACCAGCUCGUGCAUCUUGCAGCAAUGCUGAUGGAACAACUUCAGGUGUCAUUGAGCCCAGCAAGUUGUCUUUAGUCAAAUAG